GGCACCGACGGACACCGGGCACCGGCAGGGACGGGGAGGGGGCGGCGGGCACCGGGCACCGGGCACCGACGGGAAGGGGGCAGCGGGAGCGGGGACGGCGGGGCAGGGCGCAGGCAGGGCGCAGGCAGGGCAGGCAGCAUGGGAGGGGACACCGUCGUCCCCCAGCACCCCGCGGCCUCGUCCCCCCGCAGCCCCGGGCAGCGCUGAGCGCCGGCGGCCGGACCCAUGGCGGGCCCCCAGGGCGGGUACUCGGUGCAGGCCACCGCCGCCAUCGCCGCCGCCAUCACCUUCCUGGUGCUCUUCACCAUCGCGGGCAACGUGCUGGUGAUCAUGGCCGUGCUGAGCAGCCGCUCGCUGCGGGCCCCCCAGAACCUCUUCCUGGUGUCGCUGGCGGCCGCCGACAUUUUGGUGGCCACCCUCAUCAUCCCCUUCUCCUUGGCCAACGAGCUGCUGGGCUACUGGUACUUCGAGAAGACGUGGUGUGAGAUCUACCUGGCUUUGGACGUACUCUUCUGCACCUCCUCCAUCGUCCACCUCUGCGCCAUCAGCCUGGACCGGUACUGGUCAGUCACCCGCGCCAUCGAGUACAACGCCAAGCGGACGCCGCGGCGCAUCAAGUGCAGCAUCGUCAUCGUCUGGACCAUCGCGGCCAUCAUCUCCCUCCCGCCCUUGAUCUACAAGGGGGAGAAGAAGGCGGCGGCGGGGGGGCGGCCGCAGUGCAAGCUCAACGAGGAGGCCUGGUACGUCCUCUCCUCCAGCGUCGGCUCCUUCUUUGCCCCGUGUCUCAUCAUGAUCCUCGUCUACCUGCGCAUCUACCUGAUCGCCAAGCGCCGCUCCCGCCCCGCUGACACCAAACCGGGCUCGGGGCCACCCAACGUCACCCCCCUGACCGCCAGGGACCCCCCGGGGCCCUGCCCGCCAGCCGACAGGACCUCGCUGCUCAGCCCCGAGGAGCUCCCGGCGUCCCCCAGCCCCCGGGCAGGGACGUCCCCGCCGGCCGGGGAUCGCCCCAGGGACACCUUGGCCACCGGGACGGGGCGGGUGGUGCUGGCCCGUGGGCCGCCGGCUCUGAACCCGUGGCGAAGGAAGACUCAGCUCAACCGGGAGAAACGGUUCACCUUCGUCUUGGCCGUGGUCAUCGGCGUCUUCGUCCUCUGCUGGUUCCCCUUCUUCUUCCUCUACAGCCUGGGCGCGCUCUGUCCCCACCGCUGCAAGGUCCCCGAUGGCGUCUUCCAGUUCUUCUUCUGGAUCGGGUACUGCAACAGCUCCCUCAACCCCGUCAUCUACACCGUCUUCAACCAGGACUUCCGCAGGGCCUUCCGCCGCCUCCUCUGCCGCCGCCGCGCCCCGACGCCCUGGUGAGGGGCUCUGACCCCCAUCUUCCUCCUCCCCUGGUCGCACUCGCUGCCCACAGCACCCCCGGGGUUUGGGUGCCCCCAAAGUGACGAUGGGGUCCCCUGUCCCCUUCUCU
This is a messenger RNA of Chroicocephalus ridibundus (black-headed gull), 1471 nucleotides long. RefSeq names its product adrenoceptor alpha 2B (gene ADRA2B). Gene Ontology annotation, biological process: platelet activation; regulation of vasoconstriction; adenylate cyclase-activating adrenergic receptor signaling pathway. The transcript has a single exon. Gene Ontology annotation, cellular component: plasma membrane. The record is from RefSeq and is a predicted model, not a curated record. Gene Ontology annotation, molecular function: alpha2-adrenergic receptor activity; epinephrine binding. The coding region runs from base 226 to 1362 and encodes 378 amino acids. Lineage: Eukaryota; Metazoa; Chordata; Aves; Charadriiformes; Laridae.